Messenger RNA from Plenodomus lingam JN3, 156 nucleotides. The record is from RefSeq and is a predicted model, not a curated record. NCBI's taxonomy places the organism in Eukaryota, Fungi, Ascomycota, Dothideomycetes, Pleosporales, Leptosphaeriaceae.
AUGUACGCCGUGAAGGUGCAGGACACCGUUUGGACCCUGGAAUCCGGGAACCACAAUCACUCUGUUGAUCCUAUGACGUCAUGGCCCAAACAGACUAGUCGCCCACCAAACAGAUUUGGGCUGCAAAGAGAAUAUACCGUCAAGCGAACCGAAUAG